Messenger RNA from Olea europaea var. sylvestris, 468 nucleotides. RefSeq lists its product as uncharacterized. The transcript has a single exon. NCBI's taxonomy places the organism in Eukaryota, Viridiplantae, Streptophyta, Magnoliopsida, Lamiales, Oleaceae. Gene Ontology annotation, biological process: proteolysis. The record is from RefSeq and is a predicted model, not a curated record. Gene Ontology annotation, molecular function: aspartic-type endopeptidase activity. Bases 1 to 468 code for a protein of 155 amino acids.
AUGUUGACUAAAAAAAGGAAAAUGCCUGAGCAUGAAACAAUAGCACUACCUGAAGAGUGUAGGGCGAUCAUCCAGCGCAGGAUCCCUCCCAAACUUAAAGAUCCAGGGAGUUUUACUCUACCUUACUCCAUAGGAAAUCUAAAUGAUAUAAAUUGUUUAAUUGAUUCAGGGGCGAGUAUUAAUUUAAUUCCCUUAACACUUUACAGGAAACUGGGAUUAGGAGUUCCUAAGGCGGCAUCUAUUAUCCUUCAGUUAGCGGACCAAUCACUGAAACACCCCUACGGAAUAAUCGAAGACAUGCUUAUCAAGGUGGAAGAGUUUAUUUUUCCAGCUGACUUCAUCAUCCUUGACAUAGAAGAGGCAAAUCAUACGCCAAUAAUCUUGGGACGACCAUUUUUGUCUACAAGUCGAGCCUUGCUGAAUUUUGAUGCUAAUGAGAUAAUCUUGAGGAUAGAGGAUAAGCAAUAG